Tuber melanosporum (Perigord truffle) is the source of this 348-nucleotide messenger RNA. RefSeq lists its product as uncharacterized. Gene Ontology annotation, cellular component: mitochondrial inner membrane. NCBI's taxonomy places the organism in Eukaryota, Fungi, Ascomycota, Pezizomycetes, Pezizales, Tuberaceae. The transcript is spliced from 2 exons. Gene Ontology annotation, biological process: mitochondrial respiratory chain complex IV assembly. The record is from RefSeq and is a predicted model, not a curated record. Bases 1 to 348 code for a protein of 115 amino acids.
AUGCCAACCUUCACCUCAAAAAAAUACCACCCCCCAACCCUCCAAAACACCAUCGGUGCGCGCUACCGACGCAGCCUCUCCCGCCACCCAUUCCUGCUCUUCGGCCUACCCUUCAUCGGCACCAUCCUAGCCGGCAGCUUCUUCCUGACUCCGGUCACGGCGCUGCGAUAUGAGCGUCACGACCGCAAGAUCCAGCGCGUCAGUCAGGAGGAGGCCAUGGGGCUUGGGCGGAAUAAGCGGAAGGUGGAUUUGAAUGAGGAGUACUAUAGGCUUGCCGCGAAGGAUCUGGAUAAUUGGGAGCAAAAGAGGAUUGAGAGGUUCAAUGGGGAGCCGGAUGGGACUUUGUGA